UCGCGUUCUACUAUUACAUAUAGCUGGAAAUAAGUAACAAAUUCAAUUUUUUGAUAAGUUAAGAAUAGAUGAUGCUGUGGAUACUAGUGAUUUUCACAUGUAUAACAGCAGGUGUGUAAUUUUUGCCUAUAAAAUAAAUAAUGUAGAUUUUGAAAAAAUAACUAUUCAAACAGGUAAUUCCGAGGAGUGUAUAUCUCGUAGUUUGGGACACAAUGGGAACGGUUGUAUCUGCAAUUCGACGUAUUGUGACUUUAUGGAAGAACAAGGACCUCCUGAAGAGUUAACUUUUCAUUGGUAUGCGAGUGAUGAAUCUGGCGAACGAAUGAGGUACAAAAAAGGCUACAUGGACAAAUUGAAGACGAACGGUUCUAUCAUAUCCCUAGUUCGUGGAAAGAAGCAUCAAACAAUUUUAGGUUUUGGAGCAACAAUCACUGAUUCUGCUGCUAUUAAUAUUCAAAGUGUUAGUCUUCCUACUCAGGACAAUUUAAUUCAUUCUUAUUUUGGAGAAAAAGGCAGUAGAUACAGUUUCGGUCGAGUGCCGAUUGGAGGGACAGAUUUUUCAACUCGAAAAUACACUCUCGACGAUGUUAAUGAUGAUGUCACCCUGAAGCAUUUCGCACUUGCCGAUGAGGAUCUGUAUUACAAAAUUCCCCUCCUGCAGAAGUCGGCGUUAUUAAAUCCAAAUCUAAAGUUGAUAGCAGUUCCUUGGACCGCACCAAAAUGGAUGAAAAUUACGGAAUCUUUUUCAGGAUUUGGUUUUUUGAAGCCAAAACACUACCAGACUUUUAGUAACUAUUUGAUAAAAUUUCUGGAUGAAUACAGUAAAUUCGGUAUGGAAUUUUGGGGUCUCUCAAUAGGCAAUGAUCCGCAAAAUGCGUUAAAUCCAUUGAGUCAUCAAAUGACAAUGGCAUGGUCUCCAGCUAAAGCAGCAAAAUUUAUUGGUCAAAACUUAGGUCCAUCUAUAAAUGAAUCUUCACAUAAUGGAACUCGAAUACUAAUCUUUGAUGAUUCUCUUGAUUAUUCAAUAUCUUGGUAUGUGAGGAAAAUAAUGAAAAAUAAACUUGCCGAACCUUUCGUUGGUGGAACUGCGGUUCACUAUCAUUAUACUACAAUUACAAGGAAGAAGGUUCUGGACAAAAUUCAUAAAAAGUAUCCUAAUAAAUAUAUCCUAAUGACAGAGGCCUCUGAGCUUUUCAGAAAGAAAACCUGCUUCGGUUGUUGGGAUCAGUCGAUUAACUAUAUUCUGGAAAUGUUUGCGUUCCUUCAACACUCGGUUGCUGGUUGGAUAAAUUUGAAUCCAGUCUUGAAUAAAGACGGAGGACCGAAUCUUUCAAAAUAUAAAUACGCUCCUUCAAUAAUAGUCGACGCGAAAAAUGAUCAGUUCUUCAAACUUCCUUUGUACUAUAUUAUUCAACAUUUUAGUCGUUUCGUACCUCCUGGAUCAGUGAGAAUUCACACGGAAAUUAAUUUUCAGCCUUUGUAUGAUGCUAUUCAAGUUCUUGCUUUUGAAACACCACAGGAUGAGACGGUUGUCGUGGUUUAUAAUAAAAAUCGUUUAACCUACAAUGUUGGAAUAACCGAUGAAAAUGAAGGAGUCAUCAAUUUUUCUAUCAAAGGGUUUUCUCUUAACACAAUCAUAUUCAAACGAUAAAAUUCAAAUAAAAAUCAAAUUUUGCGACUUUCUAUAUUAAUAACUAAAAUUUAUUACAUAUAUUAAAAAUUUAUCUAUUCUAUUUAAAAUCUCCUUAUAAAUUACAGAAA
Molecule: messenger RNA, 1761 nt
Organism: Leptopilina heterotoma
Lineage: Eukaryota; Metazoa; Arthropoda; Insecta; Hymenoptera; Figitidae
Product: lysosomal acid glucosylceramidase-like
Exons: 6
Coding region: 98-1651 (517 amino acids)
Biological process (GO): glucosylceramide catabolic process
Molecular function (GO): glucosylceramidase activity
Source: RefSeq, a predicted model, not a curated record